AUGGCCAAGCUCGCAACCUUAGCAGCUCUUUUUGCAGCCCUUUUGUUGGUGGCGAAUGCCACUGCCUUCCACACCACCUUAACAACCAUGGACGUCGGCGAGGACCUUGAGAACCGGCAGAGGCUUGCAACCUUAGAAACUCUUUUUGUUGUUGGUAGUGCAUGCCACUGCCUUCUACACCACCGUAACAACCGUAGACGUCGACGAGGACAUUGGGAAUCAACAAAGCUACAAAUACCCUCCACUCCCACCAUAGAGUUUCAUCAAAGCAUUUGCAUUCCAACUAAAGUGUUUCAUAUCAUAACAAUGGCAAGGCUCGCAACCUUAGCAGCUCUUUUUGUAGCCCUUUUGUUGGUGGCGCAUGCCGCUGCCUUCCGCACCACCAUAACAACCGUGGACGUCGACGAGGACAUUGAGAAUCAGCAGAGGCGAGGCGAGAGCUGCCGCGAGCAGGUUCAGCGUCAGCAGAACCUCAACCACUGCCAGCGGUAUAUGAGGCAGCAAAGCGAGUCCGAGAGUGACGAAGACGGCAACCAACAGCAGCAUUUACAGCAGUGCUGCCAACAGCUGAGGAGGAUGGACGAGCAGUGCCGAUGCGAGGGGUUGAGGCAGGUGGUAAGGCAACAGCAGGGUGAGCUCCGGGGUGAGGAAAUGCGGGAGAUGAUGGAGUGUGCGAGAGACUUGCCAAAUCAAUGCCGCCUCAGCCCCCAGCGUUGUGAGAUUCGCUCCUCCUGGUUUUAG
This is a messenger RNA of Alnus glutinosa, 741 nucleotides long. RefSeq names its product 2S seed storage albumin protein-like. NCBI's taxonomy places the organism in Eukaryota, Viridiplantae, Streptophyta, Magnoliopsida, Fagales, Betulaceae. The coding region runs from base 1 to 741 and encodes 246 amino acids. The record is from RefSeq and is a predicted model, not a curated record. The transcript has 3 exons. Gene Ontology annotation, molecular function: nutrient reservoir activity.